AUGGCGGAGUUGGCGCAUGCCAUUCCGGCGGUGGACAUGAUCAAUGCCACUUCGAGGCUUCAAAUUGAAGCUGCCGAGAGGACUACAACUUUAUCUCGGCCUACGAAAAUGCGAAGGUUGCUCUUUUCAUGCUGUUUUUUCACUUAUUUUCGUUUUCAUGAAAUAGUAAGUUUCUGGAGCUUGCUUUGUUGUCUUACUGUUAUUCUUUGUUGUAUUUUUUUUACCAGCAAAGAGGAAAGGGACGUAGUCUUAGCUGCGAACGAUGCUAACGGUCAGGCUGCUCGCACUAUCGUGAACCUUAUCACGAAUGUAGCUAAAGAUCAGAAUGUGCGCUAUGUUUUAACGCUUCUUGAUGAUAUGCUUCAGGAAGACAAGACCCGCGUUGAGAUAUUCCAUAAUGCUGCACGAAAACAGAAGCGAACGGUCUGGUCUUGGUUCCUCGCGACAAGACAAUUUCAUCGUCAACCAGGUUCAAUGAAUACUUUUUGGGAUGUGUCUUUUUGCAUGUAUUAUAGGCUUAGGGUUAUUGCUGUAAUACUGCAGGAAAUUACAACAGAUCUCUGUCAUGAAAAAACUCAAUUAUUGCCAAGCUUGCUUGUUUUGGAUCAACUCUCAUGGAAGACUAAUGAGUACAUGAAUACCACGGCGCGGUGUCUUCAAAUGAUGUUACGCAUCGAUCCUUACAGGCUUGCCUUCAUGGAAGCUGAAGGAAUUCAAUCUAUUGUUGCUGCGCUUAAUGGGAAAACUAACUUUCAACUCCAGUACCAAUUAGCUUUUGCGCUUUGGUGCCUUACCUUCAAUCCUGAUAUUGCUCGUCGCACACCUUCACUUGGAGUGAUUCAAGCUCUUGGAGACAUACUUUCUGAGUCAUCGAAAGAAAAGGCAAACGAACAGCUGUUUUUUUUUUUUGGAUGUUGUACUCUAUUUCGUUUCUUCACCAUUGUAAUCCGCAUCAUCAUAGCAACGUUCAGCAACAUACUUAAAAAAGUCGAAGAAAGAGAAAUCAAGAAGGAGGCAGCUCUACAAAUGGUGCAGUGCAAAACACUAAAAACACUCGAGCUUACAGACGCCAAGAAAUAUGGGGACACUGAACUUGAGGAAGACGUUGAAUACCUUAGUUCUCAACUCCAAUCCUCAGUUCAAGAUCUAAGCUCUUUUGACGAGUACUGCAGUGAGGUUCGCUCUGGUCGUUUACAAUGGUCACCUGUGCAUAAAUCGGACAAAUUUUGGCGAGAAAACGCACCUCGAUUCAAUGAGAAGAACUUCGAACUCAUUAAAAUCCUGAUACGACUCUUAGAAACAAGCCAAGAUCCACUGAUUCUCUGCGUAGCUGCUCAUGAUGUUGGGGAGUACGUCCGCCAUUAUCCCAGGGGUAAAACUGUGAUUGAACAGUAUCAAGGUAAGCAAGCUGUGAUGCGACUGUUGUCUGCAGAAGACCCCAAUGUUCGCUACCACGCUUUGCUUGCUGUUCAAAAGCUUAUGGUGCACAAUUGGGAAUACCUAGGAAAACAACUUGAUGUGGAAGCUGCGGAAACGGUUGCAGUCAAAUUUUCUUGA
Messenger RNA from Strongylus vulgaris, 1557 nucleotides. The record is from the annotation of a GenBank genome assembly. NCBI's taxonomy places the organism in Eukaryota, Metazoa, Nematoda, Chromadorea, Rhabditida, Strongylidae.